GUUCGAAAAACAGCGGUGCGCAUAUAUAAGUAGCCUUAGAAAAGUCCUAGAAAAUCCAAAUUAUUUUCAAACACAUACGAAAUGUUCAGUUUACUCGGUAUAUUUGUAAUCGGCUUGGGCGCUGCUACCGCCAUUGAGUUGGGUCAUGCGCCACUGUUGCUCAAGCCGGCACUGGUUAAGACUGUCGAAGUUGAGGCGCCUGCUCAGUACGAGUUCUCUUACUCGGUGCGCGAUGAUCACACAGGCGACAUUAAGAGUCAAACGGAGUCACGGCAAGGCGAUGUUGUCAAGGGACAAUAUUCACUGAUCGAUGCUGAUGGUUAUCUGCGCACAGUUGAUUACACAUCGGAUGCUCACAAUGGUUUCAAUGCGAUUGUACGUCGCGAUCCGCUCGGCCACAAGGUGGUUAAGGCUAUUGCACCUAUCGCCAAAGUGCUGUCGCCCAUAGGUAUUGGGCCAAAAUUGCCAUUGCUCUCAUUGGGUAUUCCACGCUAA
Molecule: messenger RNA, 495 nt
Organism: Rhagoletis zephyria (snowberry fruit fly)
Lineage: Eukaryota; Metazoa; Arthropoda; Insecta; Diptera; Tephritidae
Gene: Cpr30F
Product: Cuticular protein 30F
Cellular component (GO): extracellular matrix
Source: RefSeq, a predicted model, not a curated record